This is a messenger RNA of Bipolaris oryzae ATCC 44560, 2469 nucleotides long. RefSeq lists its product as uncharacterized. The transcript has 4 exons. Bases 1 to 2469 code for a protein of 822 amino acids. Lineage: Eukaryota; Fungi; Ascomycota; Dothideomycetes; Pleosporales; Pleosporaceae. Gene Ontology annotation, molecular function: aldehyde-lyase activity. The record is from RefSeq and is a predicted model, not a curated record. Gene Ontology annotation, biological process: carbohydrate metabolic process.
AUGGAUGCAAUGAUAGCCAAAGCCCCGGCGGAUCCCGAGACUGUUGCUGAGGAUGUUGAGCACCUCAGUCUAUCUCCAUUUGGUCCUGCGAGAGCUUCUAUAACCGAACAUCCUCUCAGCAGCGAUGAGGUACAGAAGAUGACUGACUAUUUCCAUGCCUCUCUUUACAUGUGUCUGGGCAUGAUCUACCUCCGGAGGAAUCCUCUUCUCCGUGAGCCACUCACACUCGAUCACAUCAAGCGACGAUUGUUAGGACAUUGGGGCUCGGAUGCUGGACAGAGUUUCACAUAUAUCCACAUGAACCGUCUCAUCAAGAAAUAUGACUUGGACGCCCUCUUCAUCUCCGGUCCUGGCCAUGGUGCUCCAGCCGUUUUGUCAAAUAGCUAUCUUGAAGGAGUCUACUCUGAAGUGUAUCCUCAAAAGGGAGAGAAUGAGGAGGGCUUGAGGCGCUUCUUCAAAUACUUCUCUUUCCCAGGCGGAAUUGGAUCCCAUGCUACCCCCGAAACGCCUGGCAGUUUACACGAAGGUGGUGAGCUUGGCUACUCCAUCUCCCAUGCUUUUGGUGCAGUAUUCGACCACCCUGAUUUGAUUGCUCUUACAAUGGUCGGAGAUGGCGAGUCUGAGACUGGCCCUCUGGCUACGAGCUGGCACUCGACAAAGUUCCUCAAUCCAAUUACCGAUGGCGCUGUUUUGCCCGUACUACAUUUGAAUGGCUACAAGAUCAACAACCCCACUGUACUUGCUCGUAUCAGCCACAAAGAACUUGAGUCACUAUUUAUCGGCUACGGAUGGACUCCUUAUUUUGUUGAGGGUAGUGACAUUCCCUCUAUGCACCAAGCCAUGGCGGCCACUAUGGAACGCUGUGUGAACAAGAUUCGUGAAUACCAAAAGCAGGCAAGAGACUCGGGCAAAGCCUUUAGACCUCGUUGGCCCAUGAUCGUUCUCCGCACGCCCAAGGGAUGGACCGGCCCCAGCAAGGUUGACGGUGACCAUUUCUUGGAAGGCUUUUGGCGCUCGCACCAAGUCCCUCUCACAAACGUGUUGAAGGACAAAUCUCAACUCAAGCUGCUCGAGGAAUGGAUGCGUAGCUAUGAGCCUGACAAGCACUUCGACAAGGACGGCAAGCUUAUUCCUGAGCUCAGGGAGUUGGCGCCAACAGGCAAUAGGAGGAUGAGUGCCAACCCUGUUGCGAAUGGUGGCUCAAUCCGCAACAAGCUUCACAUGCCUGAUUUCCGCGAAUACUCUGUCGAGGUCACAAAGGGUGGCGUUGCAAAGGUGGGAAGUAUGAGUAACUUCGCCAACUUCCUCCGUGACGUGAUCAAGCUGAAUCCAAAGGACUUUCGCCUUUUUGGACCUGAUGAAACACAAUCUAACAAGCUUGGUAAUGUGUAUGAAGCGGGACAGAAAGUGUGGAUGGGCGAGUACCUCGAUAUGGAUAAGGAUGAUGGCAACUUGGCACAUGAAGGCCGGGUAAUGGAAAUGCUAUCUGAACACACUGUAGAGGGUUGGCUCGAAGGCUAUAUCCUCUCUGGAAGGCACGGAUUGCUCAACAGCUACGAGCCCUUUAUUCACAUCAUCGACUCCAUGGUCAACCAGCACUGCAAGUGGAUUGAGAAGUGCCUCGAGGUCGAAUGGAGGCAAAAGGUUGCAUCGCUCAACAUUCUCCUCACAUCAACCGUCUGGCGUCAAGACCACAACGGAUUUACCCAUCAAGAUCCCGGUUUCCUCGACGUAGUAGCAAAUAAGAGCCCCGAAGUUGUCCGCAUAUACCUCCCACCAGACGCCAACUGCCUCCUCUCAACAAUGGACCACUGCCUCCGCAGUGAAAACUACGUCAACGUCAUCGUCGCCGACAAGCAAGAGCACCUCCAAUACCUUACCAUGGACCAAGCCAUCGCCCACUGCACCAAAGGCGUCGGCAUCUGGGAAUGGGCCAGCAACGACAAAGGCGAAGAACCAGACAUCGUCAUGGCCUCCUGUGGCGACGUCUCAACCCACGAAUCCCUCGCCGCCACCGCCCUCCUCCGCACACACCUGCCCGACCUCAAAAUCCGCUUCGUCAACGUCGUCGACCUCUUCAAACUCAUCGACGAUUCGCAGCACCCCCACGGCCUCAAGGCUCACGAGUACAAGGCUAUCUUCACAGACAACGUGCCCUGCAUUUUCAACUUCCAUUCCUACCCGUGGCUCGUCCACCGCCUUACCUACGGCCGCAAAGGGCAGCAGAACUUGCUUGUGCGGGGUUAUAGGGAGAAGGGAAACAUCGAUACGCCGCUUGAGCUUGCGAUUCGCAAUGGAACCGAUCGUUAUAGUUUGGCGAUUGAUGCGCUGGAUAAUAUCCCUAGCUUGGGUAAUAAGGGCGCGGCGACAAGGGAGAAGCUGCUUGAUGAGCAGAUUAAGGCGAGGAAUUAUGCGUUCCAUGAGGGCGUGGAUCCCAAGGAGACGGAGGAGUGGGUUUGGCCUUUUUAG